Engraulis encrasicolus (European anchovy) is the source of this 5452-nucleotide messenger RNA. It is a transcript of the gene micall2a, whose product is annotated as mical-like 2a. Bases 222 to 3782 code for a protein of 1186 amino acids. NCBI's taxonomy places the organism in Eukaryota, Metazoa, Chordata, Actinopteri, Clupeiformes, Engraulidae. Gene Ontology annotation, molecular function: protein binding. The transcript is spliced from 20 exons. The record is from RefSeq and is a predicted model, not a curated record.
GCUGUUGCUGUUGGGGAGCUUCCUGGACUUCCCACACUGCUGCUUGUAGUUUGGAUGCCUGCUGCUGGAAGUAGGGCACGCACGAGACUGAAGUUGAGCGGCAAAUAGGCUGCUGCAUCCGCCUUUGUUUGGGGUCCCUCACUAGCUCUACUGCUCCACAACUUCGCUGAGCUGUUCGCUUCGCCUGUGUGCCUGCGUUCUCGUAGCACCUUGGAGAGAGAAUGGCUGCCAUCAAGGCUCUGCAACAGUGGUGCAAGAAUCAGUGUGACGGCUACAAAGAUGUGGCGGUUUCCAACAUGACAACUUCUUUCAGAGAUGGAUUAGCGUUCUGCGCGCUGAUUCACAAAUACAGACCGGAUCUCAUAAAUUAUGACUCCCUCAAGAAAGAUGACAUUUAUGAGAACAACAAACUGGCCUUCCAAGUGGCGGAGGAGCACCUGGGGAUCCCGGCGCUGCUGGAUGCUGAGGACAUGGUGGCCCUGCACAUCCCCGACAGGCUCAGCAUCCUCACCUACGUCUCCCAGUACUACAACUACUUCCACGGCCGCUGCCCCAUCGGAGGUGUGGGAGGCGUGAAGAGGCCAGCUGAGGGCUCCAAGGAGGAACCGUCGGAGAAGAAGAACCUUCCUGUCGUCGCCAAAGCCUUCAGCCCCAAAAGAGCCACGGAGAACUGCCCCCCAGCCCCGCACGGACAAAAAGCAUUGCCACCACCUAAAUCAGAGACGACAGCUGAGCAGAAGCCAGUGCUGGUGGAGAGCUCCAACAAAACGGGCACCCUGAACAGCAAGUGUGCCGUCUGCAGGACCCAUGUGCAUCUGGUGCAGCGCCACCUGGUGGAUGGAAAACUGUACCACAGGAGCUGCUUCAAGUGCAGUGAAUGCUCCAAUCCCCUGCUAGCAGGGGCGUACAAGGCAGGACCCGAACCAGGAACAUUCAUCUGCAAAGCCAACCAGACCGGCGGCUGCAAAACCAACUCACUUCGCAGGUCUGCUGCCCACAAAGCCAGCCCUGCUCCCGUUAGUACCAAGUCCUCCACACCGGCUGCUUCUGUGGCGAACGUAGAGAUUCAGUUGACGGUAGCGCCCAAACAGGACAGACGACCACAGCCUGCUACACGACCUAUGUCUUCGGUGUUAACCACCCCUGUUAAAGUCACACCCAAGCUCGUGGAGACCACGAGCCCGGCAGCUCCACAACCAUGGACCCCUUCGGCCCAGAAGACCCAGGCAGCCAGGCAGAGGUUCUUCCAGUCCUCCUCAUCUGCAACCUCACCAUCAACAUCCCCAGCUCAGUCUUCUCCUCCGGCCUCUUUGUCAUCCCCAUCAUCCUCAUUCAAGUCCACAUCCAUGCGCUCAGCAUCAUCACCGAAGUCCCCGAGCCCACGCCCAACCCAGCUGGCCGUUUCCCCAUCCCGGUCCCCAGCGUCCCCCUCUUCAGCAUCCUCACCCCUGUCCUCAUCACACCUGCAUUCCGCAUCCUCAUCCUUAUCCUUACCCUUGUCCCCAUUCCUGCCCUCAAAGUCCCAGCCCCUAUCUCCAUUACCCCCAUCCCAGACUGCAGCUCCAGCUGCAAAAGACCCAUCCACCCAGUUGUCUUCACCAGGGCCCAAGCCAGAGGCUGGCACUGCCCGUCCCAUCACCACCAUCACCACCACCACCACCACCGCCGCCACUGCCACCACGACAGCAGCGCUGGCAGCACCCGCGACGCCAGAGGAGAAGGAGAAGGAGCGUGCCCGGGCGCUCAUCUCCAGGAAGCUGGCAGAGGGCAACUGCAAUAAUAACAACAUAAAGGCUCAUCAGCAGCACGGCCCCAGGGCAGAAGAUAAUCGGUCUGGGAAGGGGCUGCGCUCCGUCGAGUUGCCCAGCUGGAGGCAGGAGAGACGCAGCCAAGGCAUGGCGGGGGGUGGGGCUGGCACCAGAGCUAAGGCUGGUGCUGGAGCUGGAGCUGGAGCCGGAGCUGGUGCAGCCCCCCUCCCCUUCCUCCUGCGCUCAGCCGCCACCAACCUCUCCAUCACCGCCACCAACACCGCCGGCACCGCCGCCUCCUCAACACCCACCCCGGCUGCUGCCAGCCCCAGAGCCGUCAUCCUCACCAAUCCCACCCCCGCACCCAUCGCUACUGCACCCACACCCACACCAACCAAAACCCCCAUCCCAAUCUCCAUCACUACACCCACACCAACCAAAACCCCCACCCCCCACUCCGUCACCACACCCACACCAACCAAAACCCCCACCUCCACGAAAUCCCUCACCUCCACGCCUACCACCACCCCCACCACCAGCAGCAGCAAGGAAUCCCUCUGGAUGGCAGCCAUUAGGGACGGGGAACGGGCAAGAUCCAGCUCCCACUCCCGCACCAUAGUCCCCACCUCCUACUACUCCUCCUCCUCCACCUCCUCCUCCUCCUCCUCGGCUGCUGUACUCGGCUCCAGUGCCAAAGUAAAGCCCAGGGCUGCGUCUGAAAGCUCGGCCGACUGGCGAUCAAAGCCGCAUGGCUCUCCAAGUGGACCAGCAGUGGGCUCCAAGUGUCCUGAGCCUACCAAAGAAUUACCACUGAAACGUGUGGAGGACAAACCAGCCACGACCUACAAGAGCAGCCUGUGUGUCACCGUGAACCCGACCUCUCCUCUCCUCGCCAUGGUUUCGCCCUCUACCAGCCCCCUCUCACCAGGACCAGCCAGUUACUGGCAGCCUAUUGGCCAGCAGCCUACCAGGAAGAUGUCAGGCGAAUCAGAUGCUGGAAAGGCCCCAGUGGGGUUCACCCACGCUUCUUCCACCCCAUCCCCGUCCCCAUCUCCAGCUGUCUGCAACAGAGCUUCCGCCACCACUACUCCAACCAAUAUCAAAGCACCAUCUCCAAAGCAAAGUCGACGUGGGUCAUCUGGUCUUGGGUCACCAAAUGAAAGCCUCUACGUCACCAACGGCUCGUCCUGUCGAACACAGCAUGUGUCCAUCAGCGUCUCAUCCAAUACAGCCCCUUCACCUAAACAGCCUGCAAAGGGCUCGGCUGCUCCUGGGGUGCCAAGGGAUGGGUCCUCCAAGCCCACUGCCCCCACCACGCCUCGUUGGAUUACCCCGGUGACUGUCACCGUGUUGCCCCAUGAACCUACGAACUACAUGUACACGCCUUCAUCGCAAAAGAACACACCUGGUAGAUUCCCUGUUGAGCAGGGUUCUCCGAAUGGACAUUACUCAUCCGAGGAAUCUGUCACUAAAAUGAGAUCACCGGCCAAAGAGAGCCACAUUCCCAUGGAGGAGAUAGCUGAGGAGCUGGAUGAGAUCGAGGAGAGCCUGACGGAGCUGGAGAGGGAGGGGGUGGAGCUGGAGGGACGGCUCAGGAGCUGCGAGGAAGAGGGAGGAGGGGACAUCCUGAUGGACCCGCUGAUGGUGGACUGGUUCAACCUCAUCCGCAGGAAGCAGAGCUACAUGAGGAGGGAGUCGGAGCUCGUCUACCUAGCUAAGACGCAGGACCUGGAGGAGGAGCAGCCAGGGGUGGAAGGGGAGCUGAGGACGCUGCUGGACAAGCCAGAGCAUCUGAAGAGCCGCUGGGAGCGCAGGCGGCAGGCGGAGCUGAUGGAGCGACUCCUGGAGAUCAUCAAUGACCGCAAUGCCAUAGUGGAGGGGUUAGACCAGGACCGCCUCAGGGAAGAGGAGGAGGACCAGCAGUUGAAUGAAAUGAUGCAGAAACUUGGCAUGAGGAAGACGAAGAGCAAAAGGCAGUCGUCUUUCUCCAAGCUGUUCAGGAGGAAAAGCAAACGGGUGGUGGCCGAGGGCUGAGCAGCAGACAGACAAGAGUGAUGCUGACAGGUGUCCACCACACUGACACUCACAGGAGUAGUCUUCCAACGGCAGAGCGGCUUCAUCUGUAGGUGUACUGUAGACGCACUGUAGACUAGGGAUGCACCGAUACUGGUAUCGGUAUCGGCACCCGAUAUACUCAUUAUACUCGUACUCGUACUCGUCAAGCACUUGCCGAUACCAGGAACGAUACUGCUAUUACACAAAACAAUGCAAAAUCUUGUCACGCUCUGUGGACUUGAAAGCAGCAUGGAAAAAAGUGCCACCUGAUACAUUUACUAACAUUCAAAUCUACAUGGAAAUGGACAAUAUAAACAUCACAGGUGGGGAAAAAACAAGGCCAUGCAUUUAUUUUCAUUGUAUUUUGGUGGUAAAAGGUAUUGGUAUCGGUACUCGGUAUCGGCAAGUACACACAUUAAUGUACUCGUACUUGUAUCGGUUUUCAAAAAAGUGGUAUCGGUGCAUCCCUACAGUGUAGACUGUGUUUGUAGAUGCUGUAUGACACUCGUAGGCGGCGUUUGUUUUUGCAGAUACUGUAUGUCGGCUGGAGCUGGAGGUGCUGGAAGUGUCUUUGCUGUGCUGUAGAUUUGCUGUUGUGCAUUGCCGUGGGUGUGUGUUUGUGUUAUUUAGAGAUGUGUGACAUGAGGAGUUGGCAUGAUGUGGUCCACUGUAGGAUUGUUGUUUUUCUUUUGUUGUUGUUUGGCACAUAGUUGGAGAGCACUUUGAAUGUAUCACAGUUUAUUUUUGAUUAUUGUUUUCUUUGCUUGUUUUUUUUCUUCUGUUAGUUUCACAUUUUCUGUUUUAAGUCACCUUUUGAAAAUGGAAAUGAAGGAAGUGCACUAAGAUUCUCUAAACUUUCAAGCACUUUGCAAUUUGCAUUCAGGUAUAUGAAGGUGUGCAUUUUCUUUUUCCUUUUUUAAUUUGAGUUAUUGCGUAUCAUCACGUCAAUAAUAACAUUAAUAGCACUAAUCUCUUGUUCAACAAAGGAGUGUUUUAAAAAAAAUCAUGUUAUAAUUAUGUAAUGAAUGUGUCUAUGUAUAUAUCCCAGGCUUUGAAAUUAGGUGACCAGUGUUUGUCUUUGAGCAGUUGGAGAAAACAGCUACAUCACUACUAUUUUUUUCAUCCCACAUAAAGGGUGUAAUUCCACCUCAGUGCUGACGGGGGCAGUGUAGGUUCAGGAGCAGUCCCCCUCAGGAAAUCCUAUUUUUCUUCUCUACAAUUUAGUAAUGCCCGCUUUAGUUAAUUUUAUUUCAUAUAUGCCUCCAAACGUUAUAUUCGUCCACAGAUUAUGUAGAGGAAAGGCUUAUGCAGUGGAGUUUAUAAGAGGUUUGAAUAUUUAAACCAGGUUUAAUGAAACUUCAAUGCACUGCAAUGCAUCCACCAACUUGUGUGUUACUUAAUACUUUGGGAGGUUGAGAAUGUUUUUAAUAAUGAUUUCCAGUUGCUUAAUACCCUUUUAAAACAAAUUUUAACAUUUUAAUGAUUCCUAAGGGUUAUUGCGCAAAAUAUCUACAUUGUUGUGAAUGAAAUUAAGACUUUUAAAACAGGAUGUCGUUCAGUGCUGUGGGAAGGAAUGAAAUGACUCUGUGUACAAACCCCAAUUAUUUAUACAUGAAUUUUAAUAUUUUUUAUUAAUAAAUGUGAACUUG